Entrophospora sp. SA101 is the source of this 414-nucleotide messenger RNA. NCBI's taxonomy places the organism in Eukaryota, Fungi, Glomeromycota, Glomeromycetes, Entrophosporales, Entrophosporaceae. The record is from the annotation of a GenBank genome assembly.
AUGUUGAGAAAUAUAAUUCUUUCAAAUAAUAAAAAGUUAAUAAACCAAACAACCACCACCUUUUCAACCAUACCUCGUUCUCUUACAAUUGAUCCAGAUGUUGGUACAGGACUUGUAGGAGCACCGGCUUGUGGAGAUGUUAUGAAACUUCAAAUAAGAGUUGAUGAACAAAGUGGUAAAAUAGUUGAUGUGAAAUUUAAAACAUUUGGAUGUGGUUCUGCUAUAGCGUCUUCAAGUUUUAUGACAGAACGUGUACGUGGAAUGUCAUUGGAUGAAGCUAGUAAAAUAAAAAAUACAGAAAUCGCCAAAGAAUUAUCCUUGCCACCUGUUAAAUUACAUUGUUCAAUGCUUGCUGAAGAUGCUAUAAAAUCUGCAAUAAAGGAUUAUAGGAAGAAAAAAGAAUAUGGACUUUAA